UGUCACAUUAUUGUGCUGCCAAAACGUUCCAUAAAAACACGACAAACAUUCAUUCACAUGCUUGUACAGAUAAAAUAUACAGUGCAGACUGAAAUGACUACAUGGUGGCACGGCACAGCACAGCGAGGAGCUGGACUUGGACCCGCAGCCCCGGCACGGCCCGACUGUCAAUCAUUCGCGCCGGCUCAGCCGCUGCUUCGAUCACGUGAUACGAGCAGGGAGCAACAUGGCGGCGGCUCGGCGGCCUGAGGGACCCUGUUCCCACCUCCCGUACCGGUCCCUCUGUCGACCGGCUGCUUGUCACCGUCUUCUGUCGUCGCUGCUGCUGGUGGCGGCGGCGGCGGUGCCACUGGCGGCGCCUGAGACGCUGCACCGCUCGGUGGUGCUGGAUAAACACAGCGGGAGGCUGAAAGUGGUGCAGGGGCUGCGGCGAGAUGGGGUGGCGUGGGCCAACUUCACAGACAACAUCAAAACCACAGGCUGGUCCUACCUUGAGCUUACAACAAAUGGAACAUAUGAUGACAGUAUUCAGGCUUAUGCUGCAGGAGUGGUGGAAGCUGAGGUCACACGGCCAUAUAUUUAUAUGCAUUGGAUGAAUACAUUAUUUCGCUACUGUGGACCCUUUAAAUAUCAGACGGCCUACUGUGACAAGCUUAAAAACUACAUCGAGACUAAUCUGGCAUGGGUAGAAGAAAACCUGGCAGAAAUUCCGCUAGCGAACGACAAUAAAGCAUAUUGGCAUCAGGUACAAUUGGCAUUACUACAGCUGCAAGGACUGGAGGAUGGCUAUAAUGACCAUAUUCUGUUUCCUACUGGAAAAUUAAACAUUCAACCUUAUGGAUUAAUUCUCUUUCAGAUGUCUGGUGACUUGGAAGAUCUAGAAAAUGUAUUUAAUAAAUCAGACAGAUCAAAGAUGUUUGGUUCUGGAUCAUGCUCUGCACUCAUCAAACUAUUGCCAGGCAAUAAAGAACUGCUUGUAUCUCAUGACACCUGGAGCAAUUAUCAGACAAUGCUGAGAAUUAUCAAAAAAUACAAGCUGUCCUUCAAGUCCUUCCCAGGAGGUGAUAUAAUACCAGGAGAGGUGCAGGCUUUUUCAUCAUAUCCGGGGACCAUCUUUUCUGGUGAUGAUUUUUACGUCCUGAGCAGUGGAUUGGUUACACUAGAAACCACAAUAGGUAAUAAUAAUGCACAGUUGUGGAAUUUUGUGAAGCCUGUUGGUUCUGUGAUGGAAUGGUUGAGAAACAUUGUAGCUAAUCGACUUGCGACAAGUGGUGCAGAAUGGGCUGCAAUUUUUAAGAAAUUCAAUAGUGGCACAUACAAUAAUCAAUGGAUGAUUGUGGACUAUAACUUCUUUACACCAGGCCAACUUGAUAUCAACAAGAACUUGUUGACACUUCUGGAACAAAUACCGGGCCAAAUAGUUAUUGCUGAUAAAACAGAUGAGCUGAUGCAGAGUGGUUACUGGGCCAGCUACAACAUACCGUAUUUUGAAGAGAUCUUUAAUGCUAGUGGUAAACUAGCCCUGUUUAAGGAAUACGGAGACUGGUUCAGUUAUAACAAGAGUCCUCGGGCUCUGAUAUUCCAUCGAAAUCAGACCAUGGUCACAGACAUGGAUUCAAUGAUUAAAUUAAUGAGGUAUAAUAACUUUAUGAAUGACUCUCUGUCAAUAUGUCAGCAAUGUGAUCCUAAGCCCAAUGGUGAGAAUUCAAUUUCAGCCCGAUCUGAUCUUAAUCCAGUCAAUGGCAGUUACCCAUUUUCUGCACUAGGACAGCGUUCACAUGGAGGCACAGAUAUGAAGGUUACCUCAUUUGAAUUGCAUAAAGCCUACCAGAUGAUUGCAGUGAGUGGCCCAACAUGGGACGAGGUUCCAGCAUUUCAGUGGAGCAAAUCUCCAUUUAGGAAACUUGUGCACAUGGGACAUCCUGAUCUAUGGAGGUUCCUGCCAGUGAGGGUAGAAUGGAAAUGAAAACCUGGAACAUGUACCUGAUUAAAAACAGUAUUUUAAAUCAGAUCAUGCCACUUAUGUUGAUCUUCUGCCUCAUUUAAAAUAUUAUUGUGUCAACUUGUGUGAGGGAAUGAUUUUAUAUAUCACUUCUGGUGUAACUUUCUCAGAAUAAUUACCAACUUUUACCAAAGUUUUAUUUUGAAUGAAAUCUUGAAAUAUAAUAUACCUGGUAUACUAAGUAUGGUGAUACCACAAGCACACACAUUCAAACUUGCCAGGAUUUAUAAGCUAAUGUAUUUUUAUAGCACAUUAUCUAAGUGAAAAACUAUAUUUUUAAACUUUGAUAGUAAGCAAAGGAAAAUUUCACUUGCAGUAAAGCUACAGUUUUUCCAAAUCAUUGACCUGAUACAGCUGUGCCUCACUUGAGUGAGACAAAUCAGCUACAUCUGCCUGACCUUGGGUUCAGCAGCUAAAACCACCUUUCCCUUCUUGGCUAACAGUCGAAUCAAAUAAUGGUCAAAGUUAGAACUGUUACACAACAGGUAAGAUUGGACACACCUUCCUGUGACUUGUGCUCCCAAAUGACUGAUCACCAAUAUUUUGGGAAACUUCAAAUCCAAUUAGACUGCCAGACUUCAUACCAUCAAUGGUUGUCGUCAACCAAGCUGGUACCAUUAUUUGCAACUGAGGUUUUGUUUUUACAUUUCUUAAAUUUUGCAUAUCUGCAUCUAAUAUAGAAAAUUGUGCAUUGUUUUAUUAAAUGCAAAGGUUGGUGCUUUAUUUUUGGGUACAGAGGAUGAUGUCUGUACUGAGUUGUGAUAUUUGAAUAAAAAUGGUGACACACAAUG
Messenger RNA from Pristis pectinata (smalltooth sawfish), 2793 nucleotides. It is a transcript of the gene plbd2, whose product is annotated as phospholipase B domain containing 2. The transcript has 12 exons. Lineage: Eukaryota; Metazoa; Chordata; Chondrichthyes; Rhinopristiformes; Pristidae. Gene Ontology annotation, molecular function: glycerophospholipase activity. The record is from RefSeq and is a predicted model, not a curated record. Gene Ontology annotation, biological process: phospholipid catabolic process. Gene Ontology annotation, cellular component: extracellular region. The coding region runs from base 227 to 1966 and encodes 579 amino acids.